This is a messenger RNA of Auanema sp. JU1783, 852 nucleotides long. NCBI's taxonomy places the organism in Eukaryota, Metazoa, Nematoda, Chromadorea, Rhabditida, Rhabditidae. The record is from the annotation of a GenBank genome assembly.
AUGACAUCUGACGGACACUUCUCAACCGACGUUAUUUCAACUUCGUCGUCGUCAACUGCAUUAGCAAAAUCUGUUGACAAAGUCAUUGUGACUAUAACAUGGAUUUUAAUGUUACUUACUUUCCCGUUUUCACUAUUGUUUUGUCUGAAGAUAGUUCACGAGUACAGAAGAAUGGUUGUCUUCAGGUUAGGGAGAAUUCGAGGUCGUCGUCCACUAGGACCAGGCAUUGUUUUUGUUUUGCCUUUCAUAGAUGAUCAUGAAACUGUGGAUUUGAGGACGAUGUCUUAUGACGUUCCCACUCAAGAAAUGCUUACUCGAGAUAGCGUUACUGUUAGUGUUGAUGCUGCUGUGUAUUAUAGAACCAGAGAUCCAAUAGCUGCUUUAUCGGCAGUAACUGAUGCUCAUCUGUCAACAAGACAACUAGCCCAAACAACGUUAAGAAACGUUCUGGGUACGAGAACUCUGGGUCAAAUAAUGAUAGAUAGGGAAGGAAUUGCUGCUCAAGCGAAAAUGAUUCUCGAUCAAGUGACAGCUACAUGGGGAAUCCAUGUGGAGAGAGUAGAAAUUAAAGACAUUCGACUUCCCAGAGAACUAUGUCGAGCAAUGGCAGCUGAAGCAGAAGCAGUUCGAGAAAGCGACGCUCGUGUUGUGUGUGCACAAGGAGAGCUCAAUGCUUCUGUAGCUCUCCGUAAAGCAGCUGAUGAACUGAGUGGAUGCCCUACUGCUCUACAACUUAGGUACUUACAUUCUCUCACAAAGAUAUCCGCUCACGAUAAUCAUACUGUAGUUGUCCCUGUUCCAUUUGAAGCUCUGCGCAAACUGAUUCAAAGAUUUCAAAAGAAGAAGUAUUGA